This is a messenger RNA of Sinocyclocheilus rhinocerous, 1537 nucleotides long. It is a transcript of the gene rdh5, whose product is annotated as retinol dehydrogenase 5 (11-cis/9-cis). The transcript has 6 exons. Gene Ontology annotation, cellular component: intracellular membrane-bounded organelle. The record is from RefSeq and is a predicted model, not a curated record. The coding region runs from base 108 to 1094 and encodes 328 amino acids. Gene Ontology annotation, biological process: retinoid metabolic process; steroid metabolic process. Lineage: Eukaryota; Metazoa; Chordata; Actinopteri; Cypriniformes; Cyprinidae. Gene Ontology annotation, molecular function: all-trans-retinol dehydrogenase (NAD+) activity.
UUCAGAUCACUCACCAAACACGUUCAGGACCUCCAGCUCCAGAGCCAAGAAGGGAAAAGCAAUUGUUUACAAAACAUCUUUGCAGAAUCACUCAGGAGGCAGAAACGAUGUACGAGUACUUGAGUAACAAUUGUACAUGCACAUAUGUCUUGGGUGCGUUUGUGCUGCUAUGGGUUCUGGUGUGGUUCUACCGGGACAACUUGGAGAUCACCAAGGUCUCAGAGAAACACGUUUUUGUGACUGGUUGUGACUCUGGUUUCGGACACCUACUGUGCAAAUGCCUGGACAAAUGUGGUUUCCGCGUCCUAGCCGGGUGUCUCACGGAAAAGGGCGCAGAUGAUCUGAAGAGGGCGACAGGACCUUUCCUGAAAACCUUCAUCUUGGACGUGACCAGCACAAUCAGCAUUCAGAAGGCUUUGGAAUGGACCAAAAAAGAAGUUGGAGAUAAAGGACUUUGGGGUCUCGUGAACAAUGCUGGACGCUCUCUUCCCAUGGGUCCAUCAGAGUGGAUGAAAAUCGAAGACUUCCAAAGCACGCUUAAAGUCAACAUGACUGGCAUGAUCGAGAUGACCAUGAACUUCUUGCCUCUUGUCAAAAAGGCCCGUGGACGAGUGGUGAAUGUGGCGUCAGUGUUGGGAAGAGUGGCAGCUAACGGCGGAGGAUAUUGCGUCUCAAAGUUCGCAGUGGAGAGCUUCUCUGAUUGUCUCAGGAGAGACAUCCAAAAUUUUGGGGUCAAUGUGUGCAUCAUCGAACCUGGUUUCUUCAAGACUCAGGUGACCAGCUUGGAGCCCAUCGAGAGGGAACUUCAUCGCCUCUGGAACCAACUGACCCCUGAAGUGAAGGAGAGUUAUGGAGACAAAUACUUGGAUAAAUACAUCAAGAUCCAGAGGCUGAUCAUGAACACCAUAUGCGACUCUGACCUCAGCAAAGUGACCAACUGCAUGGAACAUGCCCUGCUGGCCGUCCACCCAAGAACACGCUACAGCGCAGGCUGGGAUGCCAAGCUCUUGUGGAUUCCCUUGUCUUAUAUGCCUGCUUGUGUUGUAGAUAUUGCGCUGAAGCUGGUGUUGCCAAAGCCUGCAAAAAGUGUCUAGAUUUGGAAGUAAUCUUAGGCCACAUACGUUUAACUCUUACCUUUCAUUUCCCUCUUAUGAUACACUGUAGACACUCUAUUUUGGGGUCUUACUAAGUAGGCUAACUAGAGUUUACAAACACUGUAAAUUUAAUAGUGUAUUUAUGAUGCAAAGUUAUCUGGUAACUGGACACUAUCAGUGAUUUUGUAUAUUUAUGAACCAUUAUAUAAAGUAGUUAUAAUGUGCCUUGAAAAUGCAUCACCAGUUUUGCCUGUUGAUCAUCUCAUGUAGAUGGGUUGCUAAAGUGCCACCGACUUUGACUUUUGGCAUUAUAUUUGUAUGAAACUGUCAGAGUUACUGUUUUGCAGGGAAAUGGAUUUAAUAUAACUGUAUAAACAUAAUUCAAUAAAUGUUAUAAGCACAUUUUCUGUGAACCAAUCUCUUCCCAGAAAGAAAAAAAACUA